AUGAGCGCAGCGGCAGCAUCGGCAUCGUCGUCGGUAAAACCACCAUCGGCGGAACGGAAACAGUUCACCGAACUGCAACAAAAAUACAUCGACACCACGCAAAAGUUGAAGCAAUUGCACUCGCAGUUUCAACAAAAAUCCGUCGAGAAACAGCGAGCGUUACUGACCGCGAAAGAGUUAUCCGUUUCGACGAAUGAAGACGACGAAACGACUACGAAUUUGUACAAACCCAUCGGACGAGGGUUCGUGCUGAGAUCGAGAGAACAGAUCGAGAGAGAGCUCGCGCAAACGGUGAAAAAAGCGGAGAAGAUGAUGGACGAUUGUCAAAACCAGAGGACGUUUUUAGAGGGGAAAAUCGAGGAACUGGAGAGGAAUUUGCGAGAACUUUUGCACGGGAACGAGGGGUUACAAAGAGAGUUGCACGAAGCUGGAUUAUUAGGAGGAGGAGGAAUGAUGUGA
Messenger RNA from Bathycoccus prasinos, 459 nucleotides. Its product is annotated as prefoldin subunit 1. Lineage: Eukaryota; Viridiplantae; Chlorophyta; Mamiellophyceae; Mamiellales; Bathycoccaceae. Gene Ontology annotation, molecular function: protein folding chaperone. The transcript has a single exon. Gene Ontology annotation, cellular component: prefoldin complex; cytoplasm. Gene Ontology annotation, biological process: protein folding. Bases 1 to 459 code for a protein of 152 amino acids. The record is from RefSeq and is a predicted model, not a curated record.